UUUGUAUUGCAUUAGAAAUGCCAGCCAUUUAUGCAUUGAUUGAUUCAAACAAAACACACAUAAGUUUUUGACAUCUGUUUUGUUAGUGAUUUAAAAAUAAAUAUCAAAUUAGUUAGUGAUUGCUGUGACCGCAGCAGACACUGACCUCCGACACGAUGGCCGACGACGACAUGUUUCUCGAUAGCGAUAGACUCCAGAAGAUGAUAGCGUUGGGCAUUUUGGACGACGACAAGAUCGACAAAAUGAAGAAUAUUAAAAACAGUGAUCUCAUUGACAGAUCAUUGCCGACGGCAAGACCAGCACCAAAAGAUCCGGUCAGUUCAAUGGAUGGCCAGACCAACAGUUUCAGAGACGACCGACGAUCACUGGGACGAGGCGGUCGAGCACCACAAUCAGCCGACCACAUUCAAUCGGCAGGUGACAAUUGGCGCGGGUUUGGAAAAAAGUUUCAGCCAAUCAGCGACAAAUUCAAGUGGUCAGUACUCGGCCAAAACAAACGGCCAAGAAGUCCAUCAAGCGGUGAAUUUGGAUUCGGUAGCAAUCAUAAGAUGUCAUCGAUGGAAAUGGACAACAAACGAGACAAUGACUACAACAACAGAGAUCGAUCUACUGGUAAUUCUUCUUUUGAUACCGAUUUACGGAUUAAAUCGGAUAUCGAUUUACGACAAAAUCACGAUAUUAGACAUAAAACAAAUGAUAACAUUACUUCUGCAGCUAAUGAUAGAGACUUUAGACGCGGAUCGGGAGGUGAUUAUCGCGGCCGAGGAAUGGGUCGACAAUUUAACCAACGAAACAACCAAAGACCUGGUUUUCAAUCUUCAGUGAAACCGCUGGCAGACAUCGAUGACUUUAUAAAUGAGGCCACAAUGAAACUCGGUGGCAGACCGUCUCCACAGAAAUCUAAUAAUAGCGGCCAUCGAUCACAUCAAGCAAAUCGUGAAAGGGAUCGUUCAUUUAGAACAGAUACCGAUCAACGAUCAAAUCUAUCGCAAAGACCUUCGGAAAAUAAUAGCUUUGCUCUCGACGACAGUGUUUUUGGCCUACAAUCGCAAUCAUUUGACCGAAACGACGCAUUCAGUCGACACCCGACAGAUCGAGAUUUUGUCGAUAAUAAUAAUUGUGAACCAAAAGAAAACACAUCCAAUAAUUUAGAUGAUUUAAGGGAAGCGGUCUCUAAAAUAAAUGAUUCAGAGUAUUACUGUGAAUAUUGUGAUUGUCGUUUGAAUUCAAUGGAUGAAGUCAACGAUCACGCGAAGACAGAUCUUCAUCAGCAACAUAUGGCCAAACAGAUUAUGAAAAGAAAUGGUAUUGACAUUCACGACAAUUCACCAAAUUCAAGAAGAAAUGAUUCACACAAUCAAAGACAAGGGAUCAGACGUACUGUUGUUGAACGGGUGCCGUCAGGGAUGUCAUUUGUGGCCCAAAUGAUUGAACAGAAACAACAAAUAACACUCAGAUCUUUGAUUGAUAUGGACAGCUAUGAAAUUAAUUCCGAUAGCGAGGCCUCAUUGGCCAAAGAGUUGGCCAAAUUGUUAACUAAUGAAUUACUUAAUUAUAAAAUGAGUUUAAUGCCCGAUAAUGUUAAAGAGGCUCUUAGACAUCAAGGAAUAGAUGUAUUAAAUUCAAUGCCAAUGAAUUGAUUGAUCAAAUUGUAAAUAAAUCAUUUUCAUCACAGAUUUCAACGAUUGAUUUUAAAAAAUUUCAUCAAUUUUUUGUCUCAUAAUUAGCAUUCCCUAUGAAACCAUAAUAUGCAUGACUAUCAUUACUCUACAGUAUAUUACAAUUGUUUUUACAAAUUAUUUUAAACAUUUAUUUACAC
Molecule: messenger RNA, 1819 nt
Organism: Oppia nitens
Lineage: Eukaryota; Metazoa; Arthropoda; Arachnida; Sarcoptiformes; Oppiidae
Exons: 3
Coding region: 156-1640 (494 amino acids)
Source: RefSeq, a predicted model, not a curated record